Messenger RNA from Talaromyces stipitatus ATCC 10500, 1382 nucleotides. RefSeq names its product actin cortical patch protein Sur7, putative. Lineage: Eukaryota; Fungi; Ascomycota; Eurotiomycetes; Eurotiales; Trichocomaceae. Gene Ontology annotation, cellular component: plasma membrane; cell cortex; membrane raft. The record is from RefSeq and is a predicted model, not a curated record. Gene Ontology annotation, biological process: cortical actin cytoskeleton organization; endocytosis; fungal-type cell wall organization. The coding region runs from base 226 to 981 and encodes 251 amino acids. The transcript is spliced from 4 exons.
AGGCUCAUCUCCCUGUCCUUAUAACUCUUGCCGUAAUUCCCAGCCUCUCAUUAGACAUCUCAUUUCGGUUUCACUUUGCGCAAGUCUAAUUGAAGCUUGAUACAGGCUGAAACUUCGUCCUCUCACCCUUCUGUCAAUCACCGCAAGCUCUACCCUGCUUAGCUUGGUGUUGUUGUUGUUCGACACGUCUAAACACAGAGAGUUUCAAACGCCAGUACGCCACUCAUGGCAGCCGGACGACCAAUCCUCGGCUUUUUGGCCCUGUUCUUCGUCGCAGGAGCUCUGUUGCUGAUGUUCUUGACUUUCCUCGGCGGAGUCAACAACCACGUUCCUCUCAACGACAUCUACUUCCUCCAAGCAGAUACUUCACGCAUCCCGGGCGCGCCAUCCACAUCGAGAUGGACAUUUUGGAACGUCUGCCCUGUUUCCGAUGGCAAGAGUCAAUGUGGAGAUGUUCACCCCGACUUCCCCUUUGAUCCUCCUUCUUCACUCAACUUUGGCACCACUGAGAAUGUUCCUCUCGAAUUUAUCGGAACACGCCAUUAUUUCCUGAUGUCCCGAUUCAUGUUUCCCUUUAUGCUCAUCGCCUUGUUUUUCGCAACGCUUUCUCUAUUCCUUGGUCUUUUGGCUCUAUGCACUCGCAUCGGAAGUUAUCUCUCCAGUCUUCUUGCCUGGAUUGCAUGGGUCUUCCAGGUCAUCACAGCCUCUCUCAUGACUGCCUGUUUCGUCCAAGGUCGCGACCACUUCAACAGCUUUGGCGAGUCCGCUCGUCUUGGUCGCAAGGCUUUUGGCUUCAUGUGGGCAGCCGUUGCAUGUUUGACCCUUUCCACCGUCUUAUACUGCAUGGGCGGCGCAGCAGGUCGUAGCAGUUCAAGUGGAUAUAGCGGUCGGGAGACGAGACGACGCGGCUUCUUUGCUUCUCGACGAUCUAGCACCAGGUCUCGCGGUAGCUUCCGAAGCAAGCGGGAAGAUGCUGUGUAAAGGGUGAUGUUUUCGACACAAUUCUUUUCUCGAGUUUCGAUUUUUGUCUAUAUCUCAGUGACCGGUUCCCACCCUUCCCGGUAUUCGACAAGAUGAAAACGGACCUGCGAAACAAAUGUUAUCACUUUUCUCUGCGCUACACAGCAGAGAGAAACAUUCACGAUCUUUUCCUACAUCACGCAAUUUUAUGACGACCAAGCUAAUCCAGGUAUUGAGCGAUUUCGAUCUAUUUGAUUGUUCAAACCAAGAAGAGAAUUUUACGAUGAUCAUGCCUCCCCCUUUUUUUCAUACUAUCCCGUUAGUCAACGUGCGUGGAUGGUGAUGUUUCUAUACGAUCGCUUGAUAAUAGUAGCUAAUACUGUAGUUAAUUUCACUAAUACAAACCUGUGUACCAACACGUU